CCUAAAUUUCUCUGUGAGCGUAUCUAUACGGAUUUCUUCCCAUUUUCGUUUCUAAUUGUAGUUUUUUUUUUUUGAAUAGAUCAUUAAGCUGAUGAUGUCCAGAAAUUUUACAUAAAAAACAUUUGAUGUUUAAAUGGCAUGAAAAUGCCUUAAAUGUUGUGUGUUUGAGAGGAUUCAUUGUUUUAAUGCAACAACUUCUAAGAGUUCUAAAUCCCAGGUUUAUCCUUUUUAAUUGAGUUUUUUUUUUUUAAUUUUUUCAUUCAAUCAAACCGGCACAAAAUUAUCAGUUAUUUAGCAGUUAUGCUUACAACUCCGAUAAAAAUUUCUCGGGUCAUUUCUCAGAUAUUUAAGGAAAUUUUACAUUUUUGUUAUUAAGCCCAAUCUUCUUCUUCUUCUUUUCUUUUUGCCGUAAAAAGGUAUAUAUAUGUAUGAAAAAGAGAGAAUAUUCAGAGAAUAUAAUAGAAUGUGGGUGUGUUUCGUUGUUGACUAGUUUUAUAUAUUUCUAUUUCUAUUAUAUAGAUUGAGCUCAGGUGGUUUAAAGCAUGCGGGUUUUGUUCUCUUAUGAAGAAUGUUGGACAAAUGUUGCAGCAUGCAAGCUGAUUGAUUCCCAGAUUUUUUCUUUUUCCUGGGUAGGGGUUAUUCUGAUUAGGAGUUUAGCCUUUUUAAAAGGGUUCUGAGAUUCAUUCUUUCUUGGGGUAGUUGAUUUAGGUGUGUGUAGAGGAGCCUGGUGGAUGGGGACCCAGACUAUGGGAUCUCAUGGUGGUGGUGGUGGUGGUGGUGGUGGUAGUGGUGGUGUAACCCAAACCCAUUCUAGUGCAUUGACUAGGCAAGGCUCUUUGUACAGUCUCACACUCGAUGAAGUUCAACACCAAUUAGGGGAUUUGGGGAAACCACUUAGCAGCAUGAAUCUUGAUGAGCUUCUCAGGACAGUGUGGACCGCCGAAGCUAAUCAGGGAAUGGGUGGUGGAGUCAAUUAUGUGGCCACCCCGCACGGCCAACUUGCUUCGGCCUCUUCUUUGAAUCGGCAGUCAAGCCUUGAGCUCUCCCGGAAUAUGAGCAAGAGGACUGUUGAUGAGGUGUGGCAGGAUAUCCAACAGGGGCAGAAGAGAAGUAAUCUUGAUAGGAAAGCCCAAGAGAGGCAAGUUACUCUUGGUGAGAUGACGCUGGAGGACUUCUUGGUUAAAGCAGGGGUGGUAGCUGAAUCAUCUCCAGGGAGGAAUAAUUCAGGUCCUAGUUCAAGAGUUGAUCCAGAUGCAUUGCCCCAACAAAAUAUUCCACAGCAAGCUCAGUGGAUGCCCUAUCAGAUCCCCUCAAUUCAUCAGCAACUACAGCAUCAACACCAACAGAAUAUGCUGGCUGUUUUUGUGCCGGAACAACCAGUUCAACAGCCUCUUCCCAUAGGUACAAACCCAAUUAUGGAUGCAGCUUACCCUGAAACCCAGAUGACCAUGUCACCAUCACCUCUGAUUGGCACAAUAUCAGACACACAGACACCUGGACGUAAAAGGGUCAGCCCAGGAGAUGUGGUGGAGAAAACUGUUGAAAGGAGGCAGAAGAGAAUGAUCAAGAAUAGGGAAUCUGCAGCCCGGUCGCGAGCGAGGAAACAGGCAUACACCCAUGAGCUCGAGAACAAAGUUUCACUUUUAGAAGAGGAGAAUGAGAGGCUUAAGAGACAGAAGGUAGAUUUUCUCAUUUGUAACCCCUAUUUUCUUUACCUACAGUUUGAACUGAAGCCAUUUGAGUCAUGGGCUGGGCCAAGAAUGCUGUAUCCAUCAUGGAUGAGCUUGACAAAUAAUAGACCUGUGGCUUGUUUGAGCUUCAGCAGUGGAAAGUACUUUUGUGGAGCAAAUGUCUUCUCGAGAUCAGUAUAUGUGAAGGAAUAUAGUCAUCUCGAAUCACUUUAUGUGAAGGAAUAA
Molecule: messenger RNA, 1916 nt
Organism: Ilex paraguariensis (yerba mate)
Lineage: Eukaryota; Viridiplantae; Streptophyta; Magnoliopsida; Aquifoliales; Aquifoliaceae
Source: the annotation of a GenBank genome assembly